Molecule: messenger RNA, 1565 nt
Organism: Polyodon spathula (Mississippi paddlefish)
Lineage: Eukaryota; Metazoa; Chordata; Actinopteri; Acipenseriformes; Polyodontidae
Product: GSK-3-binding protein-like
Exons: 1
Coding region: 97-591 (164 amino acids)
Cellular component (GO): cytoplasm
Source: RefSeq, a predicted model, not a curated record
GCUUUUCCGUUGAGCAGCGUGGCGAGAGGAAGGGGUUGUUGUACGGCUCAUUCAUUUAAAAACAAAUUCGCUCUUAAAACGUAAAAAAAAAAAAAAAUGCCUUGUCGAAAGGAGAAUUACAUUUUCUUAGCUCAGUCUGUUACCGUGGACUCGAAAGAGGUGGACGCUCUAGUAACCAAAAUCGGCGAAGCAUUGCACCUCUACAACAAUAAUACUACUACCACUAACACUGCUGCUAAUCAGAGGACAGUGUCAUGUCUUCAUAGUAACAACAACCACAACCACACCAAACAGAAUAAUGCAGCGCUUCAAAAACGACCUGGCUGCUGUUUUCGACUCAGGAAUCGUCCUAAUCAAAACCGGGGGAGCCCAUAUUCAAUACCACAGGACGCCGAUCAACAGUGUGGGAGCAUGAGAGCCUGGAAUCGAAAGAAAAUCGAUGUUUCUCAGGAGGACGACCCCCACCAGCUUCUUCAGGAAUUGAUUUUGUCUGGAAACCUGAUCAAAGAGGCAGUGAAACGCCUUCAGUUAUCUGCGGCAGAACGUGCAGACCAUCCAGAAUCCAGCACCGGUGAUAAUCUGCAAUGGUAAUGAUGUGACAGCUGUAUACACAUUGUAAAUAAUAAAAAACAACAACAACAAAAAAAAACAGCAACUAAACAAACAAACAAAAGAAAAAAAAUUGAAGAGAGUGGGUUGAUUGUUGUUGAAAAUCAAGAUUCCACCGGGGCUAUUUUUUCUAAACAAAAGACUGCUUGCUACAUGUGGUUUUUACAUUUUAUAACAUGCAAUUAAUAAAGUCUGACUGUUUUUAGAAACUGUUUUAAAUAUAUAUUUUUUUGUAAGUCUUAAUGUUUUUUGUUUGUUUGUUUUAUUUUUGUUUUGUUUUUUAUUAGAAAUGUGUUUUUAAAGGACUCUAUGUACCGGUGUUUGUACAAUCAUCGUUUUUUGUUGUUAAGGACUGAGACACCUAAUUUGAAUUUCCACUCAAUGGCGUGGCACGUAUAUUAUCUGUACCACACAAGCCAACAUGUUUACGUGCAACCGGUACGCUUUGGGACUUUUGGCUUUUCCGUUAAAUGUGAAUAACAUGUUUUCAGUUUUUUAAGUUUGGAUAUGGUUUGAGAUGAAAACAACACUUGCCUUGUUUACAUAGAUAAACAUAUGUCUUUUUUGUUAGAUGGAAGUAAAUGGGAAUUCCGAGUCGUCGUCGUUAUUAAUAAUAAUGCACCCUGCCCUAGUUGGAUACCAAACAAAACGAUGUUAUUUUGACUGCAGUGAAUUUGUUUUGCAACCACUCAGCAGGGUGCAGCUCAGGGGAAUUGGCACGGCGGACCGUCUCAACUGUUGAAGAGUAGUUAUACCAAGAAUUACUACCAACUCAUCAGACCGGGUUGAUUUUAAUAACCCAGACACCCCCAUUUUAUGUCAUCCUGACGCGGAGUAAAUCAUUUUGUUCAAAUUACAUUAUGUACACUUCGUAACGAAGUAUUUCCACCCGUUUCCUGAUUUUUUUUCCAGGUUGUGUCUUUUGAAAUAAAAGCAAAUGUGGUUUUACAUUUGAG